Ctenocephalides felis (cat flea) is the source of this 1630-nucleotide messenger RNA. RefSeq names its product voltage-dependent calcium channel type A subunit alpha-1-like. Gene Ontology annotation, molecular function: high voltage-gated calcium channel activity. The transcript is spliced from 13 exons. The annotation marks the transcript as partial. Gene Ontology annotation, biological process: chemical synaptic transmission; calcium ion import across plasma membrane. Gene Ontology annotation, cellular component: voltage-gated calcium channel complex; membrane. Lineage: Eukaryota; Metazoa; Arthropoda; Insecta; Siphonaptera; Pulicidae. The record is from RefSeq and is a predicted model, not a curated record.
AUGGGGUUGGCCGCUGCACAGGAGGCUGCCUUAGCCGGGGGCCAGGGCGCAGCCGGUGCGGGCGCAGCUGAUAGAAUGGGGGGACACCAGCAUCACCAGGGGGGCGCGGCCGCGAGAGGGGGGCCCAGCUCCCUCUUCUUGCUGUCCGAGGAGAACCCUAUACGAAGGUAUACGCGGUUCAUAAUCGAAUGGCCGCCGUUCGAGUACGCGGUGCUAAUGACAAUCAUCGCCAACUGCUUCGUACUCGCGCUGGAGGAGCAUCUGCCGUACUCGGACAAGACAGUACUCGCACAGAAACUGGAAAAGACAGAAGUAUACUUUUUAGGAAUUUUCUUCGUAGAAGCAUCUUUGAAAAUAUUAGCGUUAGGUUUUGUUUUACACAAGGGUUCAUAUCUUAGAAACAUUUGGAACAUUAUGGAUUUCUUCGUUGUAGUAACAGGAUCGAUGACAAUAUUUUUCGAGAGCAACGUCGAAGUGGACCUGAGGAUGCUGAGAUCUUUCCGUGUGCUGCGCCCCCUCAAAUUAGUUUCCCGCAUACCAAGUAAGAUUGCGUUCGUCACGCAGUUCGUGGACACUCACGAAAAAGUCGAUCUGCGGACGUUGCGGGCCAUCCGGGUGCUUCGGCCACUGAAACUCGUGUCCGGUAUACCGAGUCUCCAGGUGGUGUUGAAGUCCAUUAUUAAGGCAAUGGCCCCUCUGCUGCAGAUCGGAUUGCUUGUAUUAUUCGCUAUUGUUAUUUUCGCCAUUAUCGGCCUUGAGUUUUACUCGGGCGCGUUGCACAAGAGCUGUUACAGCAUAUCCGAUAUCACUAAAAUAAUAAAGGACGGCGAAACGGAAACUCCGUGCCAUCCUGAGAACGACGACAGACUGAGGCCGUCCGGAGCGCACGCCUGCCAGAACGAUUCCACGUGCAUAGAGCAAUGGACGGGGCCAAAUUUCGGGAUCACGUCUUUCGAUAACAUCGGUUUCGCCAUGCUGACGGUCUUCCAAUGCAUCACCAUGGAGGGCUGGACGAACAUACUGUACUGGACGAACGAUGCCUUAGGUAGUAAUGCGAAUUGGCUAUACUUCGUACCGCUCAUCGUACUGGGAUCAUUUUUUAUGCUCAAUCUAGUUCUCGGUGUGUUGAGCGGUGAAUUUGCAAAAGAAAGAGAAAAAGUAGAGAACCGACAAGAAUUUUUAAAAUUACGAAGGCAACAGCAAUUAGAACGAGAACUCAACGGCUACGUGGAGUGGAUAUGCAAAGCGGAGGAAGUAAUAUUAGCUGAAGAACGUACUACAUCAGAAGAAAAAAUACACAUAAUGGAAUCUCGAAGAAGAACUGCAGCCAAAAGAAAAAAAAUGAAGAAACUAGGGAAAAGUAAAAGCACAGACACUGAAGAAGAAGAACCUGAAGAUGAAAGCGCUGAAGGUGAUGACGGUUUCGGUAGGUCUGGUUACCUCCGCAGCGUCAGAGAUCGCGGAAAAUGCGCUGAUUUUUGGCGGGCGGAAAAGCGAUUUCGUUUCUGGAUUCGCAAAACUGUGAAAGCCCAGUGGUUCUACUGGUUCGUCAUAGUGUUAGUGUUUUUCAAUACAGUCUGCGUUGCCGUCGAGCAUUACGGACAGCCCGAAUGGCUAACGCAAUUUUUAU